Molecule: messenger RNA, 495 nt
Organism: Suhomyces tanzawaensis NRRL Y-17324
Lineage: Eukaryota; Fungi; Ascomycota; Pichiomycetes; Serinales; Debaryomycetaceae
Exons: 1
Coding region: 188-361 (57 amino acids)
Source: RefSeq, a predicted model, not a curated record
ACGGUUUGGAAUUUCUAUUAAGCAAAUACUGCUCUGAUUCGUUGGGUGUUUGAAAAGGCAUUUUUGAUAAUUCAUUUCAAGAAGCCACUAUGUCUCCACAGCUGCAAUUUCCAUUUCUUUGUAUUUCUUCCAACUAAUCUAGUGAUUCCAAUGAGUCAAUCACUCUUCUUCCUCAAUUGUGGCAGGCAUGUCUGUUACUGUAUCAUCGGUGCUAAUGCCGCUGCAGCAGCAUUUUCUGCCGAAUUUGUUGUUGUAUCAAAGAGAUAACAGGGCGCAUGGCCUGAAAAUCACCGAAGCCAGGCCUAUUUCUCCAAAACAAGUCACAUCGCCACUAAACGUUUUCACAGUGAUCUCAGAAUAGCUUUAUGCUUGAAAUGAUAGCUUCAAAAAUAAAUACAGGGGAUAAGUAGUCCCAAACGCGCUUUGAGAUCCGUGCAUAGAUACGGAGCGGUAUCUAGUCCCUUUGCCUAGCACAAAUAAUACCUCCCUUCCAGC